UCCCCCAAACUUUUUGGCAAACAAUUGGAAAUUUCUGUUUCAACCUUUUUCCUCAAGUUUUCUCUCUCCUCCUUAGUCCUUCCUUCCAUCAUAGUUUCCAUUAAUGGCGUCUUCUUCGUGAGCCCUAAUUUCUCAAAUCAGGCGACUUCACUGUUCUCAGAUUACUCUUUCCACGCUCAAUUUCAUCGUCGUUUUAGCUCUUUCUUCUUUCCUUUUUUUGAAGAUUCUUAUUGUAAUUUAUUUUGUAGGGGAAGCUGCUGUUUUGUGUGUUCUUAGUUGUGGAUUUCAGAGACGGAAAUCGGUUGUGGUAUAAGUUAAUUUGAAGGGGAUUUUGGGUUGUUAACAUAUGUAGGAUAAAUUGGGGAGGUGGUAAAAUUCCUCCUCUUAAAUGGCCGAAGAUGGUGUAUGGGCUAGUGGAUUGUCUUCAGGGUUAGCACUAAUACUGAAUGGUGAAGAUAAGAAAGUGAAUCCUCAAAAGAAUCGUCUUGUUUCGUAUCAUGAUGAUUUUGGACACCAGUCCCUGGAACGAACACUAGAAUAUGUUUUCGAUCUUCCUUACCGAUCAAUAGGACCAUUGAACGGUUCACUGGAUGCUAUUGUAGUUCAUUCUAUUGUUAAGAGGUUUUUUCUGAAGUUUUCGCCAUCUCUUAAUUCUCAACCUCAGAACAGGGAUGGUCUCUGUAUCUUUGAUCGUGGAUAUGGGCACGUUGUUUCCAUCGAUCAAUCCAGUAUAUGUGGGGAUUUGGAUGUAGUUAGUCCCCCUUUGCUUGUGGAAAGUCUGGCUAUAUUCAGUAGCACCAGAGCAAAUGCAUGUGUUUGGGAAGGCAAAUGGAUGUUUGAAGUGAUGCUUGAAACUGCAGGGAUCCAGCAGCUUGGUUGGGCAACCAUUUCUUGCCCCUUCACCGAUCGUAUGGGGGUUGGUGAUGCUGAGGACUCUUAUGCAUAUGAUGGCAAGAGGGUUAAAAAAUGGAAUGAGGAAGAUGAGGCAUAUGGUCAGCCAUGGGUGGUUGGUGAUGUUAUUGGAUGCUGCAUAGACUUGGAUGAGGAUAGGAUACUAUUUUACAGGAAUGGUAUUUCACUUGGGGUUGCCUUUGCCGGCAUUCGCAAGAUGAAUCCUGGUUUGGGUUAUUUUCCUGCGGUCUCCCUUUCUCAGGGUGAAAGGUGUGAUUUGAAUUUUGGUGCCAGACCCUUCAAAUACCCAAUUGAAGGCUUCCUUCCUCUUCAAGUUCCUCCAUCUGCAACUUCACGUGCCUCCCAGUUGUUGCAAUGUUUAUCAAGGCUGUUGGAAAUAGAACGCAUGGAAAGGGCUGAGUUCACUUCUGUUGAUAAACUGAGAAGGUUGCAGAGGUUUGUUCCACUGGAGGAUAUCUUCCACCCUGUUGCUGAUGCAAUAUGUGAUGAACUCUUCACUAUCCUUGGUGAAGAUGAGAGGGGCAUGGAGUACAUAGCAUGGGGUCCGUUUUUAUCAUUUAUGAUGGAAUUAUAUGGCUUGCAUGUACCACAUGAUCAGCGGAGCUUGGACAAAGUCCUUGAUGUUGUUCUGAAAUUCAGAAGCUCUGGCUUGUUGUUUCAGCAUGUAAUUGGUGCCCUUUCUUAUGGUUGCAAAACAGCUUCACUUGUCCUCACCGAGUGCCCAUAUUCAGGGUCAUACUCGUAUCUUGCACUGGCUUGCCAUAUGCUGAGACGAGAGGAGUUGAUGGUGCUUUGGUGGAAGUCAUCUGAUUUUGAGUUCCACCUUGAAGGUUUUCUGUCAUGGAGAAGUCCUAACAAGCACGAUCUUCAGUUGUUGAUGCCUUCUGUCUGGUGGCCUAAUUCAUGUGAGGACAUUUCCUAUGAAAGCAGUAUGAUGCUAACCACUACAGCUAUGUCAGAUGCAAUUAGCAAGAUUGAGGAGAAGCAUCGGGAUCUCUGUUGUCUAGUUAUCCAGUUCAUUCCACCUGUGACACCUCCUCAGUUUCCUGGUUCAGUUUUUAGGAAGUUCCUGCAGAAUAUGUUACUGAAAAACAGAGGAACAGACCGUAAUAUAGCACCUCCUGGGGUUCUGGGAAAUACUGCUCUUGUUUCUUUAUACUCUGUUAUCCUUCAUUAUCUCUCUGAAGGAUUUCCUAUGGCAGAUAUAUGUGGAUGGUCUAAGAGCCACAGAGAUGAUGCUAAGGAAGAUAUUGGUUUUCUUCAUAGGGGUGGUCAGCUCAGUUUUCCCAUUGAGUUGUUUGUGAAAAAUGACCCUCUGAAAUUAGACAUUUCCAGAAUUGGGGGAUCGUUUAGCAAUUUGUUAGAAAUGCAUCCUGUGCAUGAGCGGGAUUCAGAAGUGAUUACUUGGGAAGAAGGCUGCAUGGAUGAUGAAGAUUCUAGAGUAACACAUUUUACAAGGCAGAAGCCAUGUUGCUGUUCUAACUAUGACAUUGAUUUCACACGAAUCUACCGUGAUCCAAUCAGAUUUAGAGCUAAAGGUUCUAGGGGCCAUAGCUCUUCCAUCCGUGAGCGAUCUGCUCAUGUUGCUGCUGAAUGCAGCGCUGGAAGUUUGAAUGAGGAAAUUGCAGACAAGCCUAGUUCAAGUGAGCAUCCUCACUCCCAGUUUGGUUAUCGAGCGGUGCAACAUUCAAAAACAGUACCCGAAGAAAGUAACAUAUCUUCGGCAACAUUGAGAGAGGAGGAGCUUCUUGAUGUUAUGCUAUUAUUAUAUCACAUAGGGGUUGCUCCAAACUUUAGGCAGGCAUGCUACUACAUGUCACAUCAAUCACAAUCAAUCUCUCUUUUGGAAGAAACAGAUAGGAAAAUAAAAGAAAGACACUGCAGUGAGCAACAAAAGCGGCUAAAAGAGGCACGUAAUAUCUACAGGGAAGAAGUUAUUGACUGUGUAAGGCAUUCUACAUGGUAUCGUAUCUCUCUAUUGUCCCGAUGGAAACAAAGAGGAAUGUAUGCUGCUUGCAUGUGGAUCGUGCAAUUGCUUCUGGUGAUCAGCAAAGAUGAUGUCCUGUUCAGUUUCGUUCCUGACUUCUAUUUGGAAGCUCUGGUUGAUUGCUUCCAUGUAUUACGAAAAAGUGAUCCACCAUUUGUUCCUUCGGCUAUAUUUAUCAAGCAAGGACUAAGCUCAUUUGUGACAUUUGUUGUUACGCACUUCAAUGAUCCCCGGAUAUCAAGUGCAGAUUUGAAGGAUCUGCUUCUCCAAUCUAUAUCGGUAUUGGUACAGUACAAAGAAUAUCUGGUUUCUUUUGAAACCAAUCAUGCAGCCACUCUCCGAAUGCCAAAAGCCUUGCUAUCAGCAUUUGAUAACAGAUCCUGGAUCCCAGUGACUAACAUUCUUUUGAGAUUGUGCAAGGGUUCCGGUUUUGGCUCUUCAAAGCAUGGUGAGACAUCAUCUUCUUCGGUUAUUUUCCAGAGAUUGCUUCGUGAUGUGUGUGCCGAAGAUGAAGAUCUAUUUGCUGCUUUUCUGAACCGUUUAUUCAAUACCUUAAGUUGGACGAUGACCGAGUUCUCGGUUUUUAUUCGAGAAAUGCAAGAAAAGAACCAUGUUUUGGAGUUCCAGCAGAGGAAAUGCAGUGUAAUUUUUGAUUUGUCUUGCAAUCUUGCUCGUAUUCUUGAGUUCUGUACGCACGAAAUUCCUCAAGCAUUUCUUUUAGGAAAUGAUAUGCAUCUUAAAAGGUUGACGGAGCUAGUCAUCUUUACACUUAAUCAGAUGACAUCAGCAACUGAUUCUGAGUUCUUUGAUUGGUCAGUGAAACGAUAUGGUCAGUCUCCGGAGAAAAUUAAUCGGGGUAUGAUAUUGGCUCCUCUUGUUGGCAUCAUAGUAAAUUUAUUGGAAGCGAGUACAGAAGUUGAAUCAAUUGAGCAGAAUGAUAUGAUUGAAGUUUUGGCCAGGAUGGACUGCCCUGAUACUGUUCUUUUUGGUCUCCAGUAUAUGUUGGAGUUCAACUGGGCUGGUUUUUCUAAAGGGAAUGUUCACUUUGCUAAGCUGAGGCGACUGGAGGAUUUCUUGACCUGUCUCGUCAGUCGGAUGGGGUCUCUAGAUUUGGGAUCUUCUGCAUUCUGGCAAGAAUCAGAAUGCGACGACAGCAUUUGCUGUAUUUGCUACACUUGUGAGGCUGAUGCCCAGUUCAUUCCUUGUUUACAUAAGUCGUGUUAUGGGUGCAUUACCCGACAUCUCUUAAAUUGCCAGAGAUGCUUCUUUUGUAAUGCGAUAGUUAUUGAAGUCAUAAAGGAUAAAUCUAGAACACUCUGAAUGCCAAGGGCGGAAAUAUAUCUCCUCUGAAGAGUUGGCGCUGGUUCUAUUGUUACCAGAUUUCUGAGCCCUGCUGGCUUCAUUGUUGCAACCGAGAUAGCCUGGAUGACACUGAAGCUACUUUGUGUCCCAAAUAAAGACAAAAAAAGACGCCGAAGGGGCACCAGGGGAAGGGCGGAUGUGGCAUGCUGAAAGUAGUAGGGAGGAAACUGAAGCAUAUAAUUAGUAUAGAAAUUUCAGCUACGAUUCUCUGCUUGUAGCCUUGUAUAUACGGAUGUAGUUGGGGGGGGGGGGGGGUUCCAAGGAUUGCCAUGGGCAGUGAGGAAAACCAUGGAUAUGGAAAAUUUUUUGUAGAGAUUGUUGAGGGCAUUAUUUUGUAUAUACGAAAUGGGAUGGUGACCAAAUUUCAGAGCUGUUCUCCUCUCUACUGAAAUGAAGGACAAAAUGUCUGUUGCCUCAUCUGCUGCUGUUUCAUCUACUCUAGUAAGUCUAGGGUACAAGGAAGAGAGGUGUUGCAACUUACAACUGAGUUGUGUCACUGCUUGAAAUAAACAAGGGAACCUACUAUUCAGUAACAAGUUGGUUGCAAAGAACAUGCCUCACAAAUAACACGAUGCCCUUUUGGUGACAAUCUAUCAGAUGAUUGGCGACCUGGUCGUGAUUGUAGUUUGCGAACCAGAAUAGCUCGCUCUUUUUUUUGCGAAUAGAUCUAGGUGACGUAGGGAUAAUAAAGAAGCCAUUUCAUGGAGAUGUUUUUCUCCAAACUAAGAUGACUUGAUAGGUAAUGGUGGGCACUGGCAGUUGGGUCCAGUGAGACUUGAUAUUAGAUCCACCUCCAUUUUAGCUUAUACUUCUUGUAUCGUAUAUUUUUAUGCCUUCUAGUAUGUGGUUUAUGUUUCUAGGACUUGUGUAUAGAUUUUCUUUCGUCAUGAUUCGGAAGUCGAUUCUUUAACUAUUGUGGAAAAUAAAUAUCUUCUUUGUGGGGGUAAGAAAUUAAAACAAUUAUUGCUGACGAGCACAGA
Molecule: messenger RNA, 5241 nt
Organism: Beta vulgaris subsp. vulgaris (sugar beet)
Lineage: Eukaryota; Viridiplantae; Streptophyta; Magnoliopsida; Caryophyllales; Amaranthaceae
Product: E3 ubiquitin-protein ligase RKP
Exons: 11
Coding region: 389-4219 (1276 amino acids)
Cellular component (GO): cytoplasm
Molecular function (GO): ubiquitin-protein transferase activity; protein binding
Source: RefSeq, a predicted model, not a curated record